Benincasa hispida (wax gourd) is the source of this 1623-nucleotide messenger RNA. RefSeq names its product Eukaryotic aspartyl protease family protein. Gene Ontology annotation, biological process: proteolysis. NCBI's taxonomy places the organism in Eukaryota, Viridiplantae, Streptophyta, Magnoliopsida, Cucurbitales, Cucurbitaceae. Gene Ontology annotation, cellular component: extracellular region. Gene Ontology annotation, molecular function: aspartic-type endopeptidase activity. The record is from RefSeq and is a predicted model, not a curated record.
UUGCCUAUCCUUUCUAAAUUUCUCUCUCUACUCUCUUUCCUUAUUCUUCAUAUUUCAACUCCCCAAUAUCUUCAUUAUUCUCUUGUUUUGAACAAGGCUUCAAGAACUUAUUUCCUUUACUUUUAGUAUAUUUUGUUCUUUGUAUCUACCAUGACGGUCUCGUUACAUUCAUAUCGAUGUCUGAUUCUCUUGGUUAUUGUAUUGAUUACAACGUUAUUUAUUGAUACGUUGGCUUUGAGUAGGCGCGCUCUACAAAAAUCGAAUGAGUUGCCAAGUAAUGGUUUUAAGGUGAAGCUUAACCAUGUGGAUCAUGUGAAGAAUUUGACAAGAUUCGAGCGGCUGCGAAGAGGGGUGGCGCGUGGAAAGAAUCGAUUGCAUAGACUAAAUGCUAUGGUGUUGGCCGCCAAUGCUGCGGUGGGUGAGCAAGUGCAGGCACCGGUGGUUGCGGGUAAUGGUGAGUUUCUGAUGAAGUUGGCCAUCGGAACUCCGCCCAAAAGCUUCUCAGCGAUCAUGGAUACUGGCAGUGAUCUGAUUUGGACCCAAUGCAAGCCUUGUCAGCAGUGUUUUGAUCAAGCAACACCUAUUUUUGAUCCCAAAGCAUCUUCUUCUUUCUCUAAGAUUUCUUGCUCCAGCGAGCUCUGUGGACCUCUCCCGACGUCGACAUGCAGCAGCGACGGUUGCGAGUAUUUGUACACGUAUGGAGAUUCUUCCUCCACACAAGGUGUUUUGGCUCUUGAGACCUUCACGUUUGGAGAUUCAAGUGAUGAUCAGGUCUCGAUCACUGGACUCGGGUUCGGAUGCGGAGAUGAUAAUGAAGGAGAUGGGUUCAGCCAAGGCGCGGGGUUGGUGGGGCUCGGGCGAGGACCCUUAUCGUUGGUUUCUCAACUAAAAGAACAAAAGUUUGCUUAUUGUUUAACUGCCAUUGAUGAUUCAAAACCUAGCUCACUUUUGUUGGGAUCUCUAGCAAAUAUUAAACCUAAAACAACAAAAGAUGAAAUGAAAACAACCCCAUUGAUCAGAAAUCCUUCUCAGCCAUCUUUUUACUAUCUUUCUCUCCAAGGAAUCUCAGUUGGUAGCACUCAAUUAUCAAUACCAAAGACCACUUUUGAGCUCCAUGAUGAUGGAAGUGGAGGAGUAAUCAUAGACUCAGGCACAACAAUCACUUACAUUGAAAACACAGCUUUCACUCUACUCAAAAAUGAGUUCAUUGCUCAAAUGAAUCUUCCCGUCGAUGACUCCGGUACCGGUGGCCUCGACCUUUGCUUUAACCUACCAGCCGAGGCAACUCAGGUGGAGGUUCCGAAAUUGACGUUCCAUUUCGAGGGUGCAGAUUUGGAGCUUCCCGGGGAGAACUACAUGAUCGGCGAUUCGAGGACGGGAUUGAUAUGCUUAGCCAUUGGGAGUUCUAGAGGAAUGUCCAUUUUUGGAAAUCUUCAGCAACAAAACUUUAUGGUAGUUCAUGAUCUUCAGGAAGAAACCCUAUCGUUUUUGCCCACUCAGUGUGAUAGUAUAUGAAAAAGAAAAAAAACUUUAAAAGGAAUUUGUUUAAUUAAAAUGGAGUGAAAUGAAGGAAGAAUAUACAAAUUUGGAGUGAAAUGAUAUAAGGUUGUUGAUUAAACUAAA